Messenger RNA from Orbilia oligospora ATCC 24927, 2787 nucleotides. RefSeq lists its product as uncharacterized. NCBI's taxonomy places the organism in Eukaryota, Fungi, Ascomycota, Orbiliomycetes, Orbiliales, Orbiliaceae. Gene Ontology annotation, molecular function: guanyl-nucleotide exchange factor activity. The transcript has 6 exons. The record is from RefSeq and is a predicted model, not a curated record. The coding region runs from base 1 to 2787 and encodes 928 amino acids.
AUGGGGGAGUCGUCGGAACAUCUGAUCCUCGAUACCAGGGACUUUGUUCUCCAAAGUGACUGCGAGUCCAUGAUGACAGCAAUGGAUCCGGUUACACCGGUUGACAGCAUCAUCGGAGACCAGCCUGCACCUCAGAUUCUUGUGUCACAGGAUGGGGACAACUUCGUCGAUGCACCAGAAUCCAUUCGGAGACUGUCCUUCUCUACAGAGGAUAGUGGCGAUCUACAAUUCAGCAGUCUCCCAACACCCAAGUUUAAUACUCUCAGGUCUUGCUCCUCAGGCCGUGGAAGGAAUGGACGUGGUGUCAUGCUGCGGUGGAUGAAGAGUCUUCGUGGAAAGUCAAAGCUCCCGCAUAUGCAUUACGACAUCUACAAAAGUCAGACAGCUAGGAACUCUGUCCAUGGAAAUCUUUCAAUUGCGCCUUCUGCAAUGACAAGCGCCACAAAACUCACUGGUUCAACGAAUUUUUUGCAAAGAGUUGGCACUGCCACCGCAUCUAGAAUGUCACUAUCAUUCUACGGUAGUGUUGCGGGCUUCUCGGGGCGGGGUCCUGUCGAUCAGUUAGAUUUAGAUCUAAGAACAGAAGAUUCCCUGGAUGAUACCCUGGACAUCGCUACAAUUGAAAGAGCGCAGCAAAGAUGGAAAAUCUUGGCCGAAAUUGUCUUGUCGGAGGAAGAGUAUAUAAUGGAUCUGAAAACCAUGAUUUCGGCUUUUACUUCCCUAAAGGACGCCGUUGCACCAUCCACCGACGUACGAAUCAAGCGGAGAAUCGUCGAUAAUAUGACCGAUCUCCUAGAGUAUCAGGAAAACUUCCUAUCAGAGUUGUUCACUAGGCUACCAGCAUCUAUCGCAUUACCCACGAGGCCCGUAUUUACCAAUGGCAGCGCAUCUGAGGUUCUAGUACCAUCUUAUGACAAUCUGGCCGAUCCGUCACUCGUUAAAUCUUUGGCAGAUGUCUUCGAGUCAAGAAUGGCAUUCUUCUUUGCGCACGUCGAAUAUGGUGCAAAUUUUGAGACACUCCAGGAACUCAUUAAUAGCAAUCCAUCUUCCCCAUUUCGGUCAAAAUCUUGGGAAUCGGGAUUCGAGAUGUUGGCCAACGCGGUUUCCGCAGAAUGCAACAAGGGAAAUUACCCUGGCAAGAAGGCUGCGACUCUUUCGGAUCUCAUCAUUAAGCCAAUCCAUCAUAUUUGUCGAUACCCGCUGCUUCUUAACCGACUUUUGGAGGUCACACCGACCAUCGAUGCCCCCGAAGCCAAUGAAUCCCUCCAAAGAAUCAUCAAGGCAAUCAAGGAUUUAGGAGGCGAGCUUAACAGUGUCCAAUGUAAUAAAUCUGGCGCUAGAGAUCAACUUGAAAAAACAUGGCUUCUGCGUGAGAUGAUCAGCCUGCCUAGGGAAAUUGAUUGCCUUUCGAACCGUGUAACAGUCGACAGCCGAAAAAGUAUACUUCGACAUCUCGGGCAGGUUUUGUUAUGUGGUGUUUUGCAGGUUGCGUAUUCUACCAAUGACGGCCCGACUGCUCGAUACACAAUCGGUUCACUAUAUAGGACCCAUCUCUUGCUUGCUAGACCAACUGUCGAUCCUGCGACGCAGAAGGCUGUCUGUUCAACACUGUUCAUGGUCCCGCUCGCCGCCCUAAAAUCGGAUGAUAUCCAAGACCGAUCUCUGCCGGACACUGAGUUCUCCUGGAAGAUCAAUUUCAGAAAAGCAAAUCGGCUAUAUAGAAUUCGUAUCUCGGCGAAAACAGCUGAAGACGCUGAGGUCUGGAGGUCUAGUUUAUCUAAUUGCAUCGAUAGGAUCACAACAGAUGGCAAUUCUCCGACAAAUCAUCUCAGCUAUCUGCCAGUUGAUAUUCGGGCUAGGGAAAACGAUGACAAACCGUCGGUCAUAGAUCUGAAGGGACAAUUCUCACAAGCUAAGAGUCAAAUUGGGAUUCUGCGUUCGAAAUCUCAGCCACUAGGGAUGUUUUCUUUGGGGCAUAAAGAGGAGGUGGAAUCCACAGAGCCUCUGGUACAACCGGUCUAUAACAAGUCUCUAGAAAAGAUUUUGCGAAAGAAUACAGACCUAGAGAGACUGUUGACGGAUAAGAGAGAGGAGGCUGUUUCUAGACUCUGGCCAGAACAACGGAACACUCUCGAAAAUCUAUACUCACAUGUCAUCUCAACUGAUAUACUAUCAGGACCUGUCUCCAAGAAAGAUCCUCCACGGCGGCUGAACACCCUGUCCACAAGGUCUAUGUCAACCUCUUAUAUCGAGGAGAAGGGCUUGAUGAGGAAAUUGUCUCUCACGGGGAUUUGGCAGUCUAGGAAAAGAAGCUAUACGCCUACGAACGGCGAAGGAUCGGGCCAAAAGGGCCGCCCAUCUCGACUUAUUAUUCCCAAACGCUCGGGAAGCCUGAGGCCGAAGAGAAGCAAGUCAGAUCACUUUGGAGGACCGCAGACCUUCGGCCGGCAUUUUGGGCGAUCCGGUUCGCAUAACACAGUCCCUCGGAUUCGGGAAGAAGAUGACAAAGAGAAUUGGAUUUUCCAGACUAAACCGCCAAAUCGCCGACGAAGUUUGCUACAAAGACUUUCGCCCGAAAGGUAUAGUACUCACUCGACAAGCUCUACAGAACCCUCAACACCGGGUUCGACUGCCCCUGUUUCGCCUAUUACUCACACUUCCUCGUUUUCCGACAAAAUGACCUUUGGAGCCGAUUUUGGGAUUUCUAGCCAUUCAUUAUCAUCAAUGCAUGGUCGUAUUAAGAAAUCUCUUCGUGGCAAAACGACUCUGAAGAAGCUGUUUUCUUAG